AUCCUCAUAAUCAUAAAUCAUGAUCGUGAUGAAAAUAUUUUUAAUAAUUGCUAAUAGGUCGUUUAGUCGUUGUUUAUGCAGUAUUGUGAUUUACAAUUGUAAAAAAUAGACUUUUUUGUCUCGUACCCAUUACAAAUGUAUCGUAUUUGCGUGAUGAAUUCCGGGAACAUUUAUAGUUGAACAAGUAUUAAGUAGGUAGUUUACCCAACGCGAAUGGGUAUCUACGGUGUAUACAUUGUGUCCAAAUCGGGUGGACUAAUAUUCAACUAUGAUUACACAGUACCGAAAAUCGAAACUGAACAGACUUUUAGCUAUCCACUUGAUCUAAAAUUGUCUUAUGAAAACAACAGACUAUUAGUCUCAUUUGGUCAACGUGAUAACAUCAAAGGUAUUACAAAAUGACUUGUUAUGUUUGUUAUUUAUUACUAGGAGACUGCUCCCUGAUUGCUUGGCUUGUCGAUCCCCAUAACUCAUGGUAAUCCUAUUUGUAUGCACUAUUUGGGAGGUAUAGAUAUCAACUUGUUUUAUAUAAUUGAGAGCUAUAUCAUAAUAUAUAUUUACAAAUAAUGACAAAAAUAAACCUCCAGUACACAUAAAACUCAUGAUUCUAACACUAUAUUUUGUUUUGUUUUCAGUCGGUCAUGUAUUAUUAGCAAUCAAUGGAAUUCCUGUUUCUGGUAAAAAAUUAGAAGAUGGCACAGAUGCCUUAGACAUGCUAAACGAUACUGCUAAUUAUCCUCUUAAUUUAAAAUUUGGCCGACCUAAGAUGACUGUGAAUGAAAAGAUAUUUCUAGCCAGUAUGUUCUAUCCUCUAUUUGCCAUUGCAUCCCAACUGAGUCCAGAACCUAGAAGUUCAGGAAUUGAAACAUUAGAAGCUGAUACAUUUAAACUCCAGUGUUUUCAAACUUUAACAGGUAUAACAUAAAUAUUUUUGAAAUUUUUCACAUGUAAACAAAAAAUGUUUUAGGUGUGAAGUUUAUGGUUAUUGCUGAUCCAACACACACAGGUUUAGAACAACUUUUAAAAAAAAUUUAUGAGUUAUAUGCUGAUUUUGCUUUGAAAAAUCCAUUCUAUUCCUUGGAAAUGCCAAUUCGAUGUGAAUUAUUUGAUACUAAUUUACAAGCACUUUUGGAACAAGCAGACAAAAAUGGUAUUAAUAGUAUUUAAUAAAAUAUUAUUUUUGAUUUAUACUUAAUUUUUAUUUUAUCAAAAUUUUCUGAAUUACCUUUCAAACUUAUUUUGAGCAUUGUUAGUCUUAUUAUAUUAAUUAACAUAAAUAAUAUAUGUAUUUUACUAAACAAAAAGUGAUAUAUUUGUAUGGUUGGGAUUAAAUUAUACGUAUAAAAGUACGCUCAACAAAUAACCAAUAAUUAUAUUAUAAUAUCUAUAACCCACUGUAUAUUAUAUCUAUAAUUAAUAUAAAACUAAUUAUAUGCCCAACAUCAAGAUAUUGUUAAAAUAUUAGGUAUUAUAUUGAAAAAAUUAAGUUAUAAUUUAAUUUUCUAAGAUCUUAAUAAAAAUGAAUACAAUUUAUGUUUGUAUACUUAUAUCAUAUAUAUUCAUGUUUAUUUAUAUUAACUUUAUUUAAUGUGUAUAUUGUUACAAUAAAAUAAUAUUUGUAUAAAAUAAAUAUUACCUUUACUUAAUUUUAUUUUUAUAUUUAUAAAAUCAAUGUUAUUACUUAUAAGUAGGGUUCUUAUUGCAAUAGCAUGUACAUGUGGCAUAUACUUAAAAUAACCAAAGUAGUUAUGCUCAAAUAAUAUUUUAUUUUAUUUUUUUAAUAGUUAAAUAUUAAGUUAAUUAAAUAGUUAUUAAAACAUAGAUUUGUAAAAGUUAACACUUGUUUUAAACUUAAAAUUUUUUUACGGAAAAGUUAGUCUACACUAAGGGCUCUUAACCCUCAGAGAUUUACACUCCCUUUUAUUUAUGAGUUGUGUAUAAGUUUACAUCUCUCAUGUCACUACUUUAAGAUUAAAGUAUGUUUAAUAUUUUAUAUAGGUCAUAAACAUACUUUAAUGUUGGUUAUUAAAUUAAUAUAGGUUCCCAAAUCUUUAAUAUAGUUUUUUUUAAAUAUUUAAUGAAUUUAUUUGUAUAAGUCAAAAAUUAUUAAUAACAUUUUACAUUUAAAUUUAUUAUUAAAUAUAAAUUAAUGUAAUUACACAAUAAUACCCGAUACAUUUUUUUCGGAAUAUAUAUUAUUUAUAUUUUUUUUUAUUAUUAUUAUUCAUGGUAUAGCUUCAACAACUUAGAUUAUUAACUUACUAAUAUAAUAUAGUAUACUUACUAGUAUAAAAUAAGAUAAAUGUUAUAUAUAGGUAAAAACUAUGAUUGUUCUAAAUUGAGUACAUAUUAUCAGUGUUUGAGGAUGACUGUUGCUGUUGUCUUCAUCUGAGCUUCAAAGAGAUUGUCUGGGAUUCCUUGGCUUCUUCUGGCUUCCAUGUGGCUUAGACAGUAGACUAGAAGGUUCUUAACUGUAAGAGGUUCACCAAAAAUUUUGCACACUGUUGGUUCUUUUUUUUGCCAUAGGAUAUGAUAUAUAUUAUUUAAGAUUUUUUUAUUUUAUUUGUGUAUAGAUAUUAAAUUGAUCAGAAAUAGAUAGGAAUCCAAUUUAGUCAUUCAAUGUUAGAAUUUUGAUUUAUAUGCUUAAGGUAAGAGAUGUUAGUCUCAAGACAAUCAUCUUAUCGCAAAUUGACCAGGAUUUGUACCUGCAACUGUACGUGUUGUGAUAACCACAUUCUUUCACUUGGUCAUAAUGACAAUCAUUAUUUAAUAAUUUAACAUUUUUAAUAUAAAUAACAAUUUAAAAUAUAAGAUUUUUUUAUGUUGAAAACUAUCUUGUAUAGUCUAUGUUUCACAUUUUAGUGCUGUCAUAAAACAUUGUUGUUCCCAAUUUGAAUUAAUCAUUGUCCAUUCACCAUAUUCUAUUUUGCCAUCAUGAUCUAGUAAUAUAAUUGUAUGUGUUCUAAAAUGAAAAACUAAAUUAAUAUA
Messenger RNA from Cinara cedri, 2988 nucleotides. Lineage: Eukaryota; Metazoa; Arthropoda; Insecta; Hemiptera; Aphididae. The record is from the annotation of a GenBank genome assembly.